GCAUAGGAGAUUGAUUGAGGAGGAGAUUGGGCAUUGGAGGUGAUGUCCCGCAUACUAGCUUGCUUGCCUAAGAGACUUUACACAUGCGAUACACUCGUGUUUUUAAGUCUUUCCGAGAAGAUUCUCGUGGAUGUUCCUUCUCUGGCUUGCCUCCCAUCCCUGAAAGAUCUUGAACUUCACUCUGUGGUUUACAAAGAUGAAGAUUCUCUUGCUCGGCUUUUAUCAAGUUGUCCUAAUCUCAAUUAUUUGAGUGUAGAACGACGUGAUCUCCAAGACAACGUGAAACUUUUCAAUAUAAAAGCUCCAUUAUUAGAAAGCUUAUCCUAUGUGUAUCUGGAGUUAACAUCACACAACGAAGGUGGGCGGACUUUGGUUAUAGAUUGUCCCGCUUUAAAGGAAAUCUCCAUCGCUGAUUACUCGGGGGACUCUUGCUUCUUUGAGAACAAACCUCACCUUGACAAGGCAUUUAUCAGCGGUUUUUGUAACCCUGAUGACAAGUUUGUGGCAUGUCUUUCCUCAGUCAUAGAUCUCGAGUUAGUUUUGAACUUUGCAACGUUUGCGUGGUUUAACACUAUUAGCUUCUCACAGCUUCUGGAAUGUAAGAUAACACUUGUAGACAAUCUAGACUGGUUAGAACCACAAAUGUUUUUGCUUCAAAACUCUCCUAAUCUAAAACUUCUUUCCAUCGACAAGGUUUGUACUUUCCCUUCAUGCAGUUUUGAUAGAUUCACUAUAUUAUCCCUUUGGUUGUUUUACAGAAAUUCGUUCGAUUUCCGGAGGAGUUGCCACUUUCAUGGAAUCAACCGAGUUCUGCCCAAAUGUCUGUCCACCCAUCUAGAGAUCUUUGAAUGGAAUGAAUAUGGAGGAAGAAACAAAGAGAAAGAAUUGGUAAGAUACAUCUUUGCCAACUCCAACUGUUUAAAGAGAGCUGGAUUCUCGUUGAAAUCAACCGGCAAAAAGAAGAGGAUGAUGGAAGAGUUAGCAUCUAUGUCUAGGAUUUCAUCAUCAUCCCAGCUUAUCUUCUCCACCCAAUUAGAAUAUCCAUGCGUUUUAUAUGAAAAGAAGUAACUAGUCUCAUGUGUGUACAACUAAUGAACAAGAUGUACUUUGAGAGUAGA
Molecule: messenger RNA, 1118 nt
Organism: Brassica rapa (field mustard)
Lineage: Eukaryota; Viridiplantae; Streptophyta; Magnoliopsida; Brassicales; Brassicaceae
Product: putative F-box/FBD/LRR-repeat protein At1g22000
Source: RefSeq, a predicted model, not a curated record